This is a messenger RNA of Paramuricea clavata, 2637 nucleotides long. NCBI's taxonomy places the organism in Eukaryota, Metazoa, Cnidaria, Anthozoa, Malacalcyonacea, Plexauridae. The record is from the annotation of a GenBank genome assembly.
AUGGUUUCCUUAGAAUUGGGUUUCAGGGUGCUUUCCAGUAUAAUAUUCAAACUCGUCCGAGUGGAACUUCUAUCUCAGUCUGUACUGAUGGAAAGAUCCGGUACAGGUGUUCUCAAAUUUUGCGGCCACAACGGUUCAUGAUCAAAAUCCUAACGUUCUGUGUUCUGUUUAACAACUUGAUCGACCUGACCGAUCUAACCGUAUUAAUCACGCCCCUAAAAUGUUACAGUGUUAUUCUAUUGCCAUACUCAAGGACAACAUAAAUAACGCAUAAUAGUAAAAAGUUAGGUUUGGUAGCCUAAAUAAAAUAAACUAGAAAAUACAUGCAUGCAGCAACCCCUCGCCUUUCUUAACAGAUGAAGUAUAAAGAUUCCACAUAAAUUGCUGUAAAACAGCAAAAUACGUCCUUUCAAAAUGAAAAACAAUUACUUUAGACAGAGUUUGUACUCGCGCAUGCGCAUAACGUCGAAAACCGUCCAUGACAUAAACAAAAUGGAGGACAACUUUGCACUCCGCUAUGUUUUCACAUACCCGGGUAUAAUUUGCCGUGCGGAAUUAGUACCCUCGCACGGCGCUUCGCGCCGCCGGCUCGGGGAUUAACUAUGUACUUAGGCAGCGUUUACACUGUACCGUUUUCGUAGCGUCCUCGUAUUGUUCGAGAGAACUAGACUAUUGUCUUGCGUUCCCUUGAAGAUUAAGAACAAUGCGAGAACGCUACGAAAACGGUACAGUGUAAACGCUGCCUUAGAAAGCUCCUAUUUUUACGUUUUACCAGGUCAGCCAGGAGUUCCAGGUAAUAGUGGACCAGCAGGUCCUGAAGGUCCCAAGGGAAUACAAGGUGAAUCUGGAAAAAUUGGAGUGACUUAUAUCCGCUGGGGGAAAAAGACCUGUCCAAAUACUGGAGCUAGAUUGGUCUAUGAAGGUAACAAUGAAACUGUUUGUAUCCUGUCACAGAAAAUUCUCCACCUAUAUGAAUGGAGAGGGGGAAUGUUUAUUUGAUAAAUACAAAUUUCAACUUUAGUAGUCAAAAUAUUGAUUUUAUCUCCGCCAGGAGGUUAUACUUUUGUCCGCGUUUGAACGUGUUUUUGUGUUUUAUCUGUCAGUACGAUACUCUUUCAAAAUAUCAAAUGUAUUAAUAAGAUAAUUGGUGGGACAAAUGGACAUUGUUCAUGGACAAAUUGAUUAAACUUGUGUUAAAUUGCGAUGAAAAUUGGUUGAGAAAUUAUCUUGUUUUGCCGGACAAAGUAAACUGAAUGCGUAAUAGUCCAUUGUAUAAUUUAUGCACGAUACAUAACUUCAUUUGCUUGCGGAGAUAUGCAGCACUCCAAGUGUCCCUUAGGCCCUGUUCACAUGAACCCGGGACAGCGUUAUGUCUCGGGCCAAGCAAUUGUCGCGGGACAAAAAUUGUCUCGGCUACUUUUAAUGAAAGAAUAGUGCUGUUCACAUGAUAUUUUACUUGCCCUGGGACAAGACAAUUGACCCGAGUGCCUCGCCUCUGUAGACAGGGACACUCGCCUAGCCGGGACAACUUUUCCUCAUGUGAACACUUUGCCCCGGGGCAACUUUGUCCCGGGAUAAUUAAAUUUUUUGGAAAACGAUCAAAAUCGCGACUAAAAUUACAUUUAGAGCACGUUGGACUCCACAAAAACUUGUUAUUUGAUUGAAGAUACCAUUAGAAAUAUAUAAGUGAUGAUUCUAAUAAUAUUAAAAUAAAAUUGUCGCUAAUAUCAUGUUUGAAACCAAGAAGUGUAGCAUGCUACUCAAAAAAUUUGAUCUGGUCAACCAGAAACAAUGAAUUGAGCACAUUUUACUACGGCUGAUAAUCAACUACGUUCUAUUUGUAAAUAUCAUAACAUAAAAUACGACUUGCGUUUAUCAGAAUGUUUUUUAUUUAGCAAAAUUUCACCGUUUCACGUUGGCGGGAAUAUUUUAUGAUUCCCGCGUAAUGUAUUUAUAGGCAUGACCCGCGCUAGUUUUGUUCAUGUAAACAGAAGAUAUCAGUAUCCCGGAUCAAUGACUUGUCGCGGGGCAGUUGUUUAUCCCGGGAUCAUGUGAACAGGGCCUUAGUUAAAUAUUUGUGUAAAAAUCAAUAUGGUAUAAGUAUUGUGCCAAGGUAACAACAUUUUGACAAUGCAGUAUUCAAUCUUUUGUUGGUUUUUAGGUUAUGUCGGAGGAUCUCGUUAUUCUCAAAAGGGUGGUGGUUCUAAUUACGUAUGUUUGACACGUGAUCCCAUCUAUGCAAAAUAUCAAUCUGGUUUUCAAAACGAGCGUUCACGAAUCUUUGGCGCUGAGUAUCAAACUUUCUCUUCUGGCAUAUAUUCCAGCAGUCUGCACGACCACGAUGUUCCUUGUGCAGUGUGUCAUGUGACCAAACGUGCUUCACAAAUGAUGGUACCAGGUCGUAACGUGUGUCCCGCGGGAUGGACACGCGAAUACAAAGGAUACUUGAUGGCGGAGAAACACGAUACCCAUCGUUCAAUGUAUACAUGCGUGGAUGAAGCUCCUGAUUACACGCGAGGAACACACGCUAAUCGUGACGGCACUUUGUUCCUUUUUGUUGAAGGAGAAUGUGGCUCACUUCCCUGCAAGCCUUAUAUCUCUGGGCGUGAGUUGACAUGCGCAGUAUGCACUCGUUAA